Linum trigynum is the source of this 2287-nucleotide messenger RNA. NCBI's taxonomy places the organism in Eukaryota, Viridiplantae, Streptophyta, Magnoliopsida, Malpighiales, Linaceae. The record is from the annotation of a GenBank genome assembly.
CUUCCCGCUCUCCUGCAAUGGAAAAGAUUCCGUAUAGGUAUAACCCUUUCUGAGGACGAGCUCUUAAUUACGUGACAAAUCUUACGCUCUUAGCAUCUUCUUCAUCCAAAGAUACCUUCUUUAGUCUCUACCCUCUUCCCCUUCAUUGGGUAUCUGCCAUUUCCCUUCAGUUAUUUAACUCUACUUAGCCCCAUUUGCGCUUGAACUUCAUUCCCUUAAAUUUCUCCGCCUUUCUCUGGCCGGCAGACAGAAGCUGGAGAAGUAGAAUUAACAGCAGAAGAAGAAAUCAGAAGAAUUAUUUUGUUUCCUGUUGAGUUCUUCAGAGCUAUGGCUGCUUCUUCGAUUCUGUUUCCCGCGAAUUCCGUGACUGGAACCAGGAGUUGGGGGAAAUCGGGGUUCCUUUUCUCCGAGCGGCGACGUUCCGUGGCUCAGGCAGUGAGGAUGGCUCCUGGGUCGGUUUCCGUUCGGUCUGCUUUGGAUUCCUUGGAGGCAAACGUCUCCAAUAUGAGUGUUAAUGCUCCAAAAGGGUUGUUCCCACCUGAACCCGAACAUUAUAGGGGGCCUAAGUUGAAGGUAGCUAUAAUAGGUGCCGGGCUAGCUGGGAUGUCAACUGCUGUAGAGCUGUUGGAUCAAGGGCAUGAGGUGGACAUAUACGAUUCGAGGUCCUUCAUAGGUGGUAAAGUUGGUUCAUUCGUUGACAGGAAAGGAAACCAUAUCGAAAUGGGACUCCAUGUCUUCUUUGGCUGCUACAACAAUCUCUUCCGUUUGAUGAAGAAGGUGGGAGCAGAUAAAAAUUUAUUGGUGAAGGAUCACACUCACACGUUUGUGAACAAAGGGGGUGAACUUGGAGAGCUUGAUUUCCGAUUCCCAGUUGGAGCACCUUUGCACGGAAUCAAUGCAUUCUUGACCACAAAUCAACUUAAGACCUAUGAUAAAGCCAGAAAUGCAGUGGCUCUUGCUUUAAGUCCUGUCGUACGAGCCCUAGUAGACCCGGAUGGAGCAAUGAGAGAUAUAAGGAACUUGGACAAUAUAAGCUUCUCCGACUGGUUUAUAUCGAAGGGGGGUACACGAGCAAGCAUCCAGCGAAUGUGGGACCCUGUGGCUUAUGCCCUUGGGUUCAUCGACUGCGACAACAUCAGUGCUCGUUGCAUGCUCACCAUAUUCUCUUUGUUCGCCACAAAAACCGAAGCUUCCUUGCUCAGGAUGCUCAAAGGCUCCCCUGACGUUUUCUUGAGUGGCCCCAUAAGGAAGUACAUAGAAGACAAAGGCGGGAGGUUUCAUCUCAGGUGGGGAUGCAGGCAAGUGCUCUACGAGACUUCUCCUCAUGGCGAAACAUACGUGACUGGUCUUGCUGUUUCCAGAGCUACUAACAAGCAAUCCAUCAAAGCUGAUGCUUACGUUGCAGCAUGCGACGUCCCUGGGAUAAAGAGACUGCUCCCUAAAGAAUGGAGGGAAUCAAAAUUCUUUGACAACAUCUAUGAGUUAGUGGGAGUGCCUGUUAUCACAGUUCAACUUAGAUACAAUGGCUGGGUUACCGAGUUGCAGGAUCUCGAGCGAUCAAGGCAAUUGAGGCAAGCUGCAGGGUUGGAUAACCUUCUUUACACACCAGAUGCAGACUUCUCGUGUUUUGCUGACCUAGCUCUCACUUCUCCUGAAGACUACUACAUCGAGGGACAAGGUUCACUGCUCCAGUGCGUCCUAACGCCAGGUGAUCCAUACAUGCCUCUAACGAAUGACAAGAUCAUAGAGAGAGUCACUAAACAGGUUGUGAGUUUGUUCCCAUCGUCCCAAGGGCUGGAAGUCACCUGGUCGUCUGUAGUGAAAAUCGGACAGUCGUUGUACCGAGAAGGACCAGGCAAAGAUCCAUUCCGGCCGGAUCAGAAGACUCCCGUGAAAAACUUCUUCCUUGCCGGUUCAUACACAAAACAGGAUUAUAUAGACAGCAUGGAAGGAGCAACUUUGUCCGGCAGGCAAGCUUCAGCCUACAUUUGUCAAGCAGGGGAAGAGUUGGUCGCACUAAAGAAGAAGAUGGCAGCCGUUGAUGAAUCUCAAGAAAGCUCGAGAUCUGCUUCGGUCACUGAUGAACUCAGUCUUGUAUAAUGCAACCGAUGAUCCGUGUUUUUCAUGGCAAAGCUCUCUGUAUAUAGCGCCAUUACAGAAUGCUCUCGCACAAAAGAGAAGUUCCUUCUUGUGCAUCUAGUAUAAUCAUGCUCCAUUAAUAUACAGAAACGUCAUAUAGCCUGUAAUAGCCGGCAUUAUCAAGCAGUGAGAAGCUCAUUUUUAUCAU